Armigeres subalbatus is the source of this 575-nucleotide messenger RNA. RefSeq names its product large ribosomal subunit protein mL63. The transcript is spliced from 2 exons. Gene Ontology annotation, biological process: mitochondrial translation. Gene Ontology annotation, cellular component: mitochondrial ribosome. Gene Ontology annotation, molecular function: structural constituent of ribosome. NCBI's taxonomy places the organism in Eukaryota, Metazoa, Arthropoda, Insecta, Diptera, Culicidae. The coding region runs from base 107 to 421 and encodes 104 amino acids. The record is from RefSeq and is a predicted model, not a curated record.
UGAAACUAACCCCACUGACGUUUUGGUUCAUAACAAAACAUCACGUUCUUCUGACCGGUUUUGUAAUCAGUUUUGUGAAUUUGCUGCAAAUUUGUAACGAAAUAUAAUGAAAUUAACGGUGAUUAAUCUGUUCAAAAAAACCGUAAAUGGACACAUCUUCCGCGGGAAAAAUCGCCUGGUCAAACGGGUGACUCCCGGGUCAGUAGAAAUGCUACGUCGCGAUUAUGAGCAAACCGAGCGCAACAUGGCUUUACUGCUGAAGCCCUAUCUAACGUUGGAAGAAUCUUCCGGUCACGCAAAAGAAUUGAACAAAAAAGAGCAAGUCGUCAACAAGUGGCGAGUGCAACAGCUCAAAAUGAAGCCCCAUGUUACGAUUUCAGAGCGGCUGGAUCACCUAAACGUUAAGAAUGUUUGGGAUUAGGAGGACAUUUUUUCUUAUCGAACCAUCAAAGGUUAGUUCUUUGCUUUCUAUCCCUUAUGUAUUGCAUAGUUUUAUUGCGCAGAAUAAGUCAAUAACAUUUAUUUAGACUUCGUUAAAGGUAAAUAGCGAUUAAAUAGAUAUUGAAUUCAACAAA